GGCGCGCCAAGGCCCAAACUCGUUUGGCUCUCUUCUGCAAGGUGUUCGACGCCGCCAUGCCCGCGCGCCACCGCCGCCUCCGCUCCCUCCUCCCCUGGCUCCGGGCCGCGCCUUCCGCCGGCGCCGCAUUCUCCACGGCGCCCUCCCGAGGCUGCCCGCUCCACGCCGCGCUCGCCCACCGGGGCGCCCCCGCGGCGGCGGCCCUGGCCCUCUACUCCCGCAUCCGCGCAGCGGAGCCGCCCACCCCGUUCACCUUCUCCCUCCUCCUCGCCGCCCUCGCGUCGUCCCCCUCCGCCGGCUGCGAGCGCCUCGCCGCGCGCCUCGCCCACGCGCAGGCGUUCAAGUGCGGUGCGCUCGCGCACCCCGUCGUCACCAACUGCCUCCUCAAGCUCUACUGCUCGCUGGGCCUCCUCGGCCACGCGCGCAGGGUGUUCGACUCCGGUGCCGCGCUGGACGUCGUCUCGUGGAACACGAUGGUGUCUGGGUACGGCAAAGGCGGCGACCUGGUGGCUGCGCGGGAGGUGUUUGGCAGAAUGCCCGAGAGGAACCUGGUGUCUUGGAGCGCCAUGGUGGAUGCGUGCGUGCGCGCCGGGGAGUUUGGAGAGGCUCUAAGGGUGUUCGAUCGGAUGAUGACGGAGAGAUUCAGGCCAGAUGUGGUGGUGCUGGUGAGCGCGCUCAAGGCAUGCGCGCAUCUUGGCGCGGUUGAGAGGGGCCGCUGGGUUCAUGGUUAUUUGGAAACAGAGAGUUUUGGAGGCAGGCCUGCAAAUGUCCUGCUCGAAACGGCGCUUGUGGAUAUGUAUUGCAAAUGUGGGUGCCUGGAGGAGGCAUGGCGAGUCUUCCAUGGAGUUCAACAAGGCGAUGUGGUGUUGUGGAACGCGAUGAUCGGUGGGCUUGCGAUGAAUGGAUAUGGUCAGCGUGCACUUGAAUUGUUCCGGAAGAUGGUUCAUAAGGGUUUCAUGCCAAAUGAAUCGACGUUCAUUGUUGUUUUAUGUGCAUGCACACAUACAGGGCGUGUGGAUGAGGGCAAAGAGAUUUUCGAUUCCAUGCAGAAUUAUGGCAUUAAACCACAAAGGGAGCACUACGGAUGCUUAGCUGAUCUCCUUGGCCGUGCAGGAUGUGUGGAAGAAGCUGAAGCUCUUUUACUGGACAUGCCAAUGGAGCCACAGGCUUCCCAAUGGGGUGCACUCAUGUCAUCAUGCCAAAUGCACAAUGACAUUAAUGUGGGUGAGCGUGUGGGUAAGCGGCUUAUUGAGCUAGAGCCAGAUGAUGGUGGCCGUUAUGUUGUUCUAUUUAACCUGUAUGCUAUCAAUGGUCGAUGGGAAGAAGCAAGAGCCAUUCGGCAGAUGAUGGAGGAAAGGGGAGCCAAGAAAGAAACUGGUUUGAGCUUCAUAGAGUGGAACGGUUUAGUCCAUGAAUUUAUGUCUGGGGAUACAAGACAUCCCCAGACAAGGAAAAUCUAUGCGUUAUUGGAAGAUAUAGAGAGGAGAUUGCAACUGAUUGGUUAUGUCAAGGAUACAAGCCAAGUGAUUAUGGACAUGGAUGAUGAGGAAGAUAAGGGCAUUACCAUAUCCUACCACAGUGAGAGGCUGGCAUUAGCAUUUGGUAUCUUGAAUAUUCCCCAGGGCAUUCCUAUUCGUAUUGUCAAGAACCUCCGAGUGUGCCGUGAUUGUCAUGUGCAUUCCAAGCUUGUCUCCAAGAUAUACCAGCGUGAGAUCAUUGUGCGUGAUCGCCAUCGUUUCCACGUGUUCUGUGAUGGAGUAUGCUCCUGCAAUGACUAUUGGUGACAAAUGUUUAAUAUCAUUGCUCGCCAAAAUAUGACCCCAAUAUUGACCAAGGUGUUUAUGGUUGAUAUAUUAAUAACCAACGUGAGUCUAGAGAGUACACACAAAACCAUAAUAGAAUCUCUGUGCACAUGCUGUUCUUCAAUAUCACCUUUGCCAUGAUAUA
Messenger RNA from Oryza brachyantha (malo sina), 1947 nucleotides. Its product is annotated as putative pentatricopeptide repeat-containing protein At5g40405. Bases 57 to 1784 code for a protein of 575 amino acids. The transcript has a single exon. The record is from RefSeq and is a predicted model, not a curated record. Gene Ontology annotation, biological process: RNA modification. Lineage: Eukaryota; Viridiplantae; Streptophyta; Magnoliopsida; Poales; Poaceae. Gene Ontology annotation, molecular function: protein binding; RNA binding; zinc ion binding.